AGGCGAACCCAGCGGAGCAGCGGUGUUCACUGGCUGGCUGCGGCACAGAGAUGUGGGGACCUCGCCAUCAAAAUCGGCAUCGGGUGAUGUACAGCUUGAGAUUUCUCCCAGACGCGACUGACCACUGACAUGGCACCCAUCAUGGAGGGCACGCACGCCGUCCUCCUGCUGUACGCACCCAUCCGUGAGCUUAGCAACAUCAGCCUCUACUUCCCCAAGAGGCGGGCCCCGAGCUUCAAGUACAAGAGCCGCGCCUCUCGUUCAGCAAGCGCGGGUAAUGACCAUGACUGGGAGAAGAAGAAUCCUGCAGCGUCCAAACAAAGAGGCCAGUCUUCUGACUCCGCUGGGAAAUUGUCUAACGCGCAGCGGGCGACGAAAGAAGCGGCUCAAGAGCUCUGCUGGCUGGCAGCUGAGCACCACCAGUUGCUGGUGGAACUGUUAUCGUUGUGUCGGAACUGCGCUCGCAAAGUCAGGAUGGGCAACCAAGAUGGAAAACUCGAUGAAUGCAUGGAAGGUCAGGAGGUUCACCCUGGAGGUCAGGACCUCAGCAGCAACAACUCCCUCCUGGAGCAGAGGAGAGUUGCAUCCAAGACUAAAAAGGUAAAGAAGGUGGGGGGAAAGAAAGUUGACGAUGCUGAGGAUUUGUUACGGAGUAAGAUAAAAAAGAGCGUUGGUAAAAGGCAUUCAUUUGCAGAGCUGCCAGCAAAGAACAAGCAAUCCACAACUCAUCAAGCAGAGAAAACCUCAAGAAGUGCAGUCUGCGAGUCUGAGAGCCCGGUGACUGACUCCUGUGUCAGAGCUGUCAGUAAUCCCACACUGCCGAUAGAUGAACCGUUGAUUGUUCCAAAGAGCUGGGACUUCACAGAGGACACCCAGACUUUUGACCCCGUCAUGGAUUUCUGCAGCGACUUCUCGGAGUGUGACGGUGAGCUCGGUUAUGGGUCGUCCUCCUGCAGCCUGAUGGAGGGUCUAAGCCGACGGCAAAGCGAAAGCAACCUGCGCCCUGUUAAAAGAUUUGACCCACCGGUCGAGGCGUUCUCUAAGAACGGUUCAUCAGUCAAGUCUGCUCAGCAGCUUUACAGCGAAAUCAACCAAAGGAACGCGGGAGUCAGGGUUGUUGCCAAAGUGCAGGAAGUGGAAGGGAAGCUUCUUCGUGUCAGUCAUGCAACACAAAUUCAGGAACAUUCAGGACUUUGUGGAAGUAAACAGGAGAAUGGAGAGUGGAAAGAACCAAAUGGAAACUACGUCAGCAAGGACAGAACCUCCAAACGUUCUGAGGGGCUCCACCUGCCUCUAUCCCACACCACAGAACCUUCAGCGCCAGUCAGAUUCCAUACAAAGAGCCCCUCUUCGCCGUCCCUCGCAGGGGUCUUCAACACGUCGUACCCGACUUCAAACAGCCUCCAGAGCAUGUCCCCGCUGCUGUCCCCUUUGUCUUCCAAGCAAGUGAGCCCGCAACUCAACCACCGGAUUGUUCUGCUUUCAGAUAAGGACGAAGACUUGGACCGAGACCGCUCCAGGAACGCAGACAAAGCCAAAAUCUUUUCCGACGUCACUGACAAGAAUGGCAACAAGCGGACCAUCACUCAGCUGGAGCUGGAUCUCAACGGGCCGCCGAGCAACUCUAAGAGGAACUCGUCCAGUAACUCCACAACAACAGAAGAUUCCCUCCUGCGCCAGGAUGAUAUUUGGAUGCUGGAUGGUGAUGAUACUCAGGAGGUCCUUUCCCGCAUCCCUCGUCCUGAUCGCCUGGACUUCCUGCGCAUCACGCCACCUGAGGAUGACAUCAUUGGGGACACACCUUACUACCCCAAGCUGGAGUGCACGACAGAGAUAUCCCCUGCAGAUAGUGAGGACCGGACUCCCGGGCGUCUGCAAGCUGUGUGGCCCCCACCCAAAUCUAAGGAUGAAGAGGAGAAGGUGGGGCUCAAGUACACCGAGGCAGAGCACCAGGCUGCCAUUUUACAGCUCAAAAGAGAGCACAAGGAAGAUCUGGAGAAGAUGCAUUCGGACUUACAGCUGAAAAUGUUCGAGGUGCGAGGGGAGCACGCCGUCACCGUGUCACAGUUGGAGGGGGUCAUUGCUGAGCUGCGAAGGAACAAGUCGCGCAGCGCGGCUCAGGACUGCACUCUGGUCUGCGAUGUGGCCGUGUCCACUGCGGAUGACGUUACCCUGAAGACGUGGCGCACCGUGGGGAUCCAGACCGACAGGGAGACGUUUAUUAAGAGCCCAGAGGGGGGUGGAGCGGCCCUCGCUCAAAGCCCCAACCAGAACCUGCCUAAAAAACUCAACUUGGACUCUAUUGAGCAGAAUUUUAAAUCGGAGACAGGCCUGGGCCCUUCUGGAAUACCACCACCCCCUCCUCCUCCUCCUCCUCCUCCUCCACCUCCAGGCCUUACAGGCAUACCUGUGCCACCCCCUCCUCCCCCUUUGCCAGGCCACACUGGUGCGCCACCACCACCUCCUCCUCCUCCUCCUCUGCCAGGAGGUGGCCCACCACCCCCACCACCUCCACCCCCUCCUCCUGGCCUACCUGGAGGCGGUCCACCUCCACCUCCCCCUCCUCCAGGCUGUGGCCCCCCGCCUCCACCACCUAUGGGCGGGUUUGGCCUGAAAGUGGAAAAUGCCCCAAGGAAACCUGUGGUGGAGCCCGCGUGUCCCAUGAAGCCUCUGUACUGGAACAGGAUACAGAUACAGGACAACAGCAACAACACACUGUGGGGUUCUCUGAAGGAGCCUGAUAUCGUCAGUGCUAACGAGUUCGAGGAUCUCUUUUCGAAGGCCGCUCUGCAGCAGAAGAAGAAGCCCCUGUCAGACACGUAUGAAAAGAAAGCCAAAACUAAGAAGAUUAUAAAGCUGCUGGACGGGAAGCGUUCACAGGCAGUCGGCAUCCUCAUAUCCAGCCUGCACCUGGAAAUGAAGGACAUUCAGCAAGCUGUUCUGAAUGUGGACAACUCUGUGGUGGAUCUGGAGACUAUUGAAGCUUUGUACGAAAAUAGGGCCACCAGUGAUGAAAUGGAGAAGAUAACGAAACAUUACGAGACUUCCAAAGAAGAUGAAGUGAAACUGUUGGACAAACCUGAACAGUUUCUCUACGAGCUCUCCCAGAUUCCUGACUUUGCAGGCCGAGCCCACUGCAUCAUUUUCCAGUCAGUGUUCCUCGACACUAUCUCCUCCAUACAUCGCAAGGUGGUGCUCAUCUCCGGUGUCUGCAAAGAACUGCUUGACUGUAAUAGCAUGCAGGAUGUAAUGGGUCUUGUUCUGGCCUUUGGAAACUAUAUGAAUGGAGGGAACCGGACAAGAGGUCAGGCUGAUGGUUUUGGGUUGGAGAUCCUCCCUAAACUUAAAGAUGUCAAAAGCAAGGACAAUCGCAUCAAUCUAGUGGAUUAUGUUGUUUUAUACUACCUGCGCAACUUUGACAAACAUGCCGGCACAGAAAAGAGCGUGUUCCCUUUGCCUGAGCCUCAAGACUUCUUUCAGGCUUCACAGGUCAGGUUCGAUGACCUAGCCAAAGACAUCAGAAAACUAAAGAAAGAUCUAACUGCUUGUGAGAAGAACGUUCAAACUGUGUGUACGAACUCAUCAGAGGAACACCUGCAGCCCUUUAAGGAAAAGAUGGAGCUCUUCAUAUCUGCUGCUCAGAAGGAGCAUUCUGCUGAAGAUGAUCGACUCAACGCAGCUCAGAAAAGCUUCCAGGAUGUGGUGAGCUACUUCGGAAUGAAGCCAAAGUCCGGGGAGAAGGAAGUGGCUCCGAGUUACGUCUUCAUGCUCUGGUACGAGUUCUGCAACGACUUCAAGAACUCGUGGGUCCGACAAAGCAAGACCAUCUCCAAGGAGAGGUUGAAGGAAGCUCAGGAAAAUAUUAAUAAGAUUACAGCAGACAAAAGAGUGGAAACCAAGAAGAUUAACGCCAACAGCCUGAAGGAGAGGCUGCGGCAGAAGGAAGCCAGCGUGUCCUCCAGCUGAGUCGAAAGGCGAGUGACGACAGAAGAAGCAGGAGAAGCUCCGUCCAUCUUGUUUUCCACCUGAUUCAUAAUAACAGGAUCAAACGUCACUGGAUGUGUCGGUUCAACCAA
Nematolebias whitei (Rio pearlfish) is the source of this 4076-nucleotide messenger RNA. Its product is annotated as formin. The transcript is spliced from 19 exons. The record is from RefSeq and is a predicted model, not a curated record. Gene Ontology annotation, molecular function: microtubule binding. NCBI's taxonomy places the organism in Eukaryota, Metazoa, Chordata, Actinopteri, Cyprinodontiformes, Rivulidae. The coding region runs from base 130 to 3966 and encodes 1278 amino acids. Gene Ontology annotation, cellular component: cytoplasm; endoplasmic reticulum membrane; actin filament. Gene Ontology annotation, biological process: actin nucleation.